Panicum hallii is the source of this 3378-nucleotide messenger RNA. Its product is annotated as putative 12-oxophytodienoate reductase 8. The transcript is spliced from 5 exons. The record is from RefSeq and is a predicted model, not a curated record. Bases 2561 to 3280 code for a protein of 239 amino acids. Gene Ontology annotation, molecular function: FMN binding; oxidoreductase activity. Lineage: Eukaryota; Viridiplantae; Streptophyta; Magnoliopsida; Poales; Poaceae.
AUCAUUCGUAGUAACUUUGAAGAAUUUAUAUUGAACAGUAGACAUUGAUUAACAGAUCAAUUUGACUUGCUUAAAAGGAUGAGUAGUGAGAUGGCAACAUCUGGGAUAGUUGGGGUGGUCAGUGAUUAGGGUUUGUCGGCUUAUUGCAUUCCAGGAAAUUAUUUCUGUAUGUACAUGCUAUCUGCCAUGUCCAUUGAUCUUUUCAACUUCCUCCAGUAACUGUGUGACAAGUGCUAUUCCUAUUUGUAUAUUGAGUUCUGGCUGAACAAACAGCAAAUGAAGAUGUUUCAUAAUUCCUAAUGUAAUUGCAAAUGAAUCUUUUAAUCAAGAAUUGAUGGUUAUGAUUGGCAUUGCCCCAUUCUUUGAGCAUAAAUUUGUAUGGCGAUUGUAAAUCCUAUAGAGAUUACUCCUAUUGUACAAGACCGUGUUAUGGGGAAAGAAAGGUCUGUAAACACUAUCGGACACUGAAAUGACUACCUCAUUCCAAGAUAAACCAGAUGGUUGCCUCCUCAGCUAAAAAUAAUUAUUCUAUGGAUUGUUAAUAUUGUUGACAUCGAUGAGUUAGUUGGGUAUAGAGAGCAGUGUCUCGGUUGCUUCUGAUCCUUACUGCCAUCUGGCUUGAAGACUGAACUUUGACAUAGGAAUAGGAGGGUUGAGCUCAUCUGCAAUAGUGUUUGGAUUUAGUUUGCUACUACGGCAUCAAGCCACCCACUGAUGAGCUUGGGGAUCAUGACUUGGCCAACACUUUGUUCAGGCAUCUCAUAGGAGGAUUUUUUUUCAACCCUUUCAGAUUCUCCAAUGUUCAUAAUUCAGGUGAGUUGAUGUGGUUAUGCCUCUCAUUAACCUUCAUUUUGGAAUUCAAAAAUUAGAUAUUGUUAAUCCUAAGUACUACUGAACUGCGUAUGCAAGAGUUUGACCUUGAUUCCAUAAAUUCCGUGACACCAUUUGUGUUGCUUGGUGUUUAUGGUCUCGUAACUACUAAAUUGUAAUUUCACCGCCUUUUUUUUCAGACACACAUGGGCCAAUCUGUGCUGAGAAUUUGCUUUCACCAUAUAUUGAUGUCACACUCGUACAUGUUUUAGGCAAGGAACCUGAGGAUAUAUUAGCUGAAGGAGACAUGGAUUCAGCUCAAGCUUGAGUGUAGUUCUCCGGAGGGGAAGACGAUGACCAAUUGCACAGCUUGAAACAGUGGCAGCCUACAUCUGGAGAUGGAAGAACUAAGGUGUUUCAGAGACACAGAGGUACUCUUUCUGCAGAUCAGGAGCAUUAGAAAGAGGUCUCCGCCAUCAAGUCAUGGAUUCAUCAGGAAUGCAAUCACUGUAGCAUAAUAACAAGAGAUCACUGGUGGCGGUGGAUUGGCUGGAAAUGGGCAGUGGUGACAUCCCAGCGUUACAGACCAGAGUGGUGGAAGCUGCUGUUCCAUCUCUUUGUCCUUGAGGUGGACGAUGGGGAGGCAAGCCUCUCAACACUGUUCAUGUGGUCUCUGCCUCUGCCUGGGAAGGCGCACGUUCUGCAGGUCUGGAUUUCUCUCGAUCAGGAUGCUGUUCACAAGUUAAUGGCGAUCUGCUAUGAUGUUCAUCAUCUAAGAGCAAGAGGAGAUAAACAGAAUCAUAGCUUGUAUGCUAUUCUUGCCACUGCUAUUCUGUUAAUAUUUGCUACGAUUAUGUAGGGUUCCCAAAAUUUAUUGUUUGCUUUUCUGGUGCUACAAUGUUACGCUGUUUCUAUUGAAGCAUUGUACUACCGUACUCUGUGGGAACUGUAGCUGCUGAUCAAACAUGAACAGAUCGUGAGCCCUAAUGACUAAUGUAUACGUACUACUGGUUUACAACAGUCAAGCGAUCAUGGUCCCAUAAAAUAAGCUGGAAAAGCUCCGCGGGAGUUGCUUGGAAGCUUGCUGGUGCAGCUGUUAUUAUCAGUGCCCUUUUUUUCCACUAAAAUAGAAGAGGAGCGAUUCAGAGGUGACCAGCGGUAGGUGACUAGCACCACGGAGCGACGAAGGAUAGCAAUCAUCCAUGGAAGCAAAAGCUAUCCCGCUCCUGACUCCCUACACCAUGGGGAGGUUCGACCUCUCCCACAGGUAGUCCUUCCCUCAGCUCUUACGGUGAGCGCCCGUAAGGUGUUUGAUGAAUUGACUCACAGCCUGCAGAGCGGCUGCCUUGGAAAACUUUGAUGUCUGGAGGUUGAUUUCUGCAUAUGCAAGUGACCUGAGCAUGCAUCCUCUGUUGAUCUUGAUGCUAGGGUUGUCCACGCGCCCCUCACAAGGUCGAGGUGCUAUAACAACCUUCCUGGAGAGCAUGUCGCGCUGUACUACUCGCAGAGGGCAUCCAAGGCUGGCCUACUGAUUGCUGAAGCCACUGGGGUCUCUCAAACUGCUCAGGGGUACCCCAACGCGCCAGGCAUAUGGACCAAGGAGCAGGUGGAGGCUUGGAAGCAGGUGGUGGAUGCAGUGCAUCGGAAGGGUGGAGUUUUCUUCUGUCAGAUAUGGCAUGUUGGGAGGGCGUCUACUUAUGAUUAUCAGCCCAAUGGACAAGCACCAGUUUCUUGUACGGACAAGCAGAUCAUGCCUCAGGUUCUCAAGGAUGGAACUGUGGAGGAAUUCUCUACCCCAAGGAGGCUUAGAGAAGAUGAAAUCCCUCAAAUCGUCAGUGAUUUUCAGCUUGCUGCUAGGAAUUGCAUGGAAGCAGGCUUUGAUGGGGUUGAAAUCCACUGCGCAUUUGGCUACCUGAUUGAGCAGUUCAUGAAGGACAGCGUCAAUGACAGAACAGACAAGUAUGGUGGAAACAUGGAAAACCGCUGUCGCUUCGCUCUUGAGGUAAUUCAAGCAGCCAUCAAUGAGAUGGGAGCAGACAGGGUUGGUGUCCGUCUCUCACCAUACUCAAACUGCCUGGACUGCUGGGAUUCAGACCCAGACGCACUCGGCCUGUACAUGAUCGACGCCAUGAACAAGCUGGGUAUCCUCUACUGCAGCAUGGUUGAGCCUGAGGUGAUCAAAGUGGAUGGCAAGGUGCAGAUCCCUUACAAGCUGUUGCAUUUCAGGAAGGCUUUUGCUGGUACUUUCAUUGUUGCCGGAGGAUACAACAGGGAAGAAGGCAACAAGGCUGUUUCUGAGGGUUACACCGACCUAGUGGCAUAUGGCAAAUGGUUUCUGGCGAACCCAGACUUGCCGAAGCGGUUUGAGCUGAAUGCACCUUUGAACAAGUACGACAGAUCAACGUUCUACACACCUGAUCCAGUUGUCGGGUAUACCGAUUACCCUUUUCUUGAUCUUUCAUCUGUGUGAUUCCUUGAGAACAAAAUUAGUGCUAUAUAUACCUUGCUAUUGACAUGGAAUCCCAAGUUAAAUAAAAUUGUUGAACUCGCUGGACAGUAUUAACUCCA